AAAGCUUGUCCAACCUUUUCUUUCUCAUCCAACAGUGCUUCAAGACUAUGUCUGCACAGUCAGGUACGACCACACGUCUCGGGUCAUGGCAUAUGAGGCAGGUCUUCUUGUGAGAGUCUUACUGAGUCUUGCGUGACAACGGAGGUGCAAUACGCACUGUGAUGCUCGUCGAGCCGACCAGCUCAGAGGGCCUUUGCGGCAACAACCGUCGCAGGAACCGCAAGCGUUCUGGGGGAGGGGGUUGUGCGCUGACAGUUAAAGAGGGUGGUCAAUUAAAUGUAAUGAAUACUCAGGGAACGACACUCCAUGUCUGCUUUAUCUCCAACACUCGAACCCAGCAUAAAGUACACACAAUUCAGACUUUCGAGCAAUACCUGUCCAAUCAAUACACAUUCGAAUCAAACUUCUUUGUCACUUCUUGCUACUUCGUAACAAAUGCUUAGAAUUCACACCAGAGUCCAACCAUGUCAAACAUUUCAGUCAU
Molecule: messenger RNA, 484 nt
Organism: Macroventuria anomochaeta
Lineage: Eukaryota; Fungi; Ascomycota; Dothideomycetes; Pleosporales; Didymellaceae
Exons: 1
Coding region: 162-443 (93 amino acids)
Source: RefSeq, a predicted model, not a curated record